This is a messenger RNA of Penicillium argentinense, 1533 nucleotides long. Its product is annotated as putative MFS transporter. Gene Ontology annotation, biological process: transmembrane transport. The coding region runs from base 1 to 1533 and encodes 510 amino acids. The record is from RefSeq and is a predicted model, not a curated record. The transcript is spliced from 2 exons. NCBI's taxonomy places the organism in Eukaryota, Fungi, Ascomycota, Eurotiomycetes, Eurotiales, Aspergillaceae. Gene Ontology annotation, cellular component: membrane. Gene Ontology annotation, molecular function: transmembrane transporter activity.
AUGUCCGAAACUACGAAGAAGCCAGUUGAGGGCACCUCCGAAGAGAAAGAUAUCCAAGCCGGUAUUAUCACCGACCUUGACGAGGGCGGGCUGUUCCUCCACGAACAUGGAUUCACCUCGGAAACAAUCCAGGCCAUGCUGGACGAUGAGCCUCGCAACAAAGCAUUAGUUCACAGAGUCGACCUGAUUCUCCUGCCACUUCUCGCGGGCACAUACACCCUCCAGUACAUUGACAAGUCCGCCUUGGCUUAUUCGGCCGUUUUUGACCUGUUGACGUCCACCCAUAUGUCCAGUAACGAGUACAGCUGGCUGGCCAGCAUCUUCUAUUUCGCGUAUCUUGUCGCCGAGUAUCCUUGGAAUGUCCUUGCUCAAAGAACAAGGCUUGGGAAAGUCGUGUCGGCGAAUGUGGUGGCAUGGGGAUCGAUGCUCAUGAUCACUGCGGCGUGCUCUUCAUUCAAUGGCAUGGCUAUCUGUCGGUUUCUCCUCGGUAUCUUUGAGGCACCCAUCACGCCCUGCUUUAUGAUGAUUGUCGGCAUGUGGUAUACGCGUGCACAACAGCCAUUUCGUGCCGGUGUAUUCUACAGCUGCAAUGGCGUGGGCGCAAUGAUCGGCAGCCUGUUGACAUUUGGUAUCGGUCAGAUCAAGACGAUUGCGGUGUGGAGAGCGAUUUACUUGAUUCUCGGCGGUAUCACUAUCCUCUGGGGCAUUGUGAUGCUCUUCUUUCUGCCUGACGACAUCGUUUCCGCAAAGCGAUUCAAGCUGGAGGAAAAAGCACUCCUGAUCGCGCGCAGCCGACUCGGUCGGACCGGUGUGAUCAACCAUCACAUCAAAUGGUAUCAGAUUCGCGAAGCAUUGGUUGAUCCUCAAGUGUGGAUCUUGUUCUUUUUCACCCUUUUCAACGAAACGAUCAACGGCGGAUACGCGAAUUUCGGCAAGCUCAUCAUCAAAGGACUGACCAAUGAUCCUCUCGAGACUGUCGCACUAGGCAUACCCCAGGGUGCCUUUCAGGUCUUUUGGAUCUUGUCGGGAACAUUCCUGGCUUCACGCAUUAGGAACAUUCGCACCUAUGUGAUGGCCUUGUACCUAGCUCCGACCAUCACUGGGGUGUGUCUGAUGUGGAAGCUCCCGCAUGAAUCCCACAAAGUGGGAAUCUUGUUCAGCUACUACAUCCUCGGAGCUUAUGUUUGCUCUUUGGUACUGGCACUGCAGAUGCCCGCCACCAACCUGGCCGGCUACACAAAGCGUAGCACGGGUGUCGCGCUGGUAUUUUUGGCAUACUGUGCUGGCAACAUCAUUGGGCCUCAUGCCUUCCUGGCUAGGGAGGCUCCGUUGUAUCAGACCGGUUGCAAAGUCAUUCUUGCCUGCUCUUCGAGCCAGGUGGCGCUCGCGAUUGGCCUGAGGUUGUUGUUGACUAGACGUAACAAAAAGCGAGAUGCUGCGGCUGGUAACGAAGGUGGCGAGGGCCUUUCGCAGGCUGAUGAACUGUCUGAUCUCACAGAUUUUGAGAACCCGAAUUUCCGAUAUGUACUUUAA